AUGUCUGGACUUAUCUAUCCACCACCAACGUUCAUUUCUUCAUGCUACAACCCAGCAUUUUACCUCUCCCUCGAUCAGACAGGAUACUUGACAUAUGCGUAUGCCCAAACAUUAUAUCCAGGUAUCAGUGACUAUCGUCUGUCAUACAUCACUGGCAUCACCCCUGGUACUGCUACACCAGGUAUAGCUCUUGUCGUAGCUUUUGAUGCGUCUCUUAGCGGAUUAGGAGCACUGAGUUCGUCUUUAACUAUUGGCGGUUCUGCUGUAUCAGCACCCCCCCCAGCUAUGUUCUUGGAAUCACUGGCGGCACUGCCGCUGUUAACAAAGCUUUAUCAGCAACUUCGCUAA
Phytophthora infestans T30-4 is the source of this 348-nucleotide messenger RNA. RefSeq lists its product as uncharacterized. The record is from RefSeq and is a predicted model, not a curated record. The transcript is spliced from 2 exons. NCBI's taxonomy places the organism in Eukaryota, Oomycota, Peronosporomycetes, Peronosporales, Peronosporaceae. The coding region runs from base 1 to 348 and encodes 115 amino acids.